Leucoraja erinaceus (little skate) is the source of this 1776-nucleotide messenger RNA. RefSeq names its product cornifelin homolog. The record is from RefSeq and is a predicted model, not a curated record. The coding region runs from base 1430 to 1765 and encodes 111 amino acids. The transcript is spliced from 4 exons. NCBI's taxonomy places the organism in Eukaryota, Metazoa, Chordata, Chondrichthyes, Rajiformes, Rajidae. Gene Ontology annotation, cellular component: cornified envelope.
ACAGAGAUAGGUUGAAUAAGUUAGGUCUUUAUUCUCUGGAGCGCAGAAGGUUAAGGGGGGACUUGAUAUAGGUCUUUAAAAUGAUGAGAGGGAUAGACAGAGUUGAUGUGGACAAGCUUUUCCCUUUGAGAAUAGGGAAGAUUCAAACAAGAGGACAUGACUUCAGAAUUAAGGGACAGAAGUUUAGGGGUAAUAUGAGGGGGAACUUCUUUACUCAGAGAGUGGUAGCGGUGUGGAAUGAGCUUCCAGUGGAAGUGGUGGAGGCAGGUUCAUUGGUAUCAUUUAAAAUUAAAUUGGAUAGGCAUAUGGAUGAGAAGGGAAUGGAGGGUUAUGGUAUGAGUGCAGGCAGGUGGGACUAAGGGGAAAAAAAGUUGUUCGGCACGGACUUGUAGGGCCGAGAUGGCCUGUUUCCGUGCUGUAAUUGUUAUAUGGUUAUAUGUUAUAUGGUUACAUCAAUGAUUUAGAUGAAAGGAUUCAGUAACACUGGCAAAUUUGCAGAUGGCUUUCAUAACAAGAGGAGUUGAGUAUAGGAACAAAGAGGUCCUUCUGCAGUUGUACAGGGCCACAGUGAGACCACACUUGGAGUAUUGUGUGCAGUUUUGGUCUCCAAAUUUGAGGAAGGGCAUUCUUGCUAUUGAGGGAGUGCAGCUUAGGUUCAUUCCCGGGAUGGCGGGAUUGUCAUAUGCUGAGAGAAUGGAGCAGCUGGGCUUGAUUACUUUGGAAUGUAAAAGGAUGAGAGGGUAUCUUAUUGAAACAUAUAAGAUUAUUAAGGGUUUGGACACACUAGAGGCAGGAAACAUGUUCCCGAUGUUGGGGGAGUCCAGAACCAGGGGCCACUGUUUAAGAAUAAGGGGUAAGCCAUUUAGAACGGAGAUGAGGAAACAUUUUUUCACAAAGAGAGUUGUGAGUCUGUGGAAUUGUCUGCCUCAGAGGGUGGUGGAGGCCGGUUCUCUGGAUACAUUCAAGAGAGAGUUAGAUAAGGCGCUUAAAGAUAGCUGUCAGGGGAUAUGGGGAGAAAGCAGGAACGGGGUACUGAUUGGGGAUGAUCAGCCAUCAUCACAUUGAAUGGCGGUGCUGGCUCGAAGAGCCGAAUGGCCUACUCCUGCACCUAUUGUCCAUUGUCUGUCAAAUGCAGGUGUAUGUAUAGCUCAAGGGAGGAGUGUGAAAGUGUCUCAAGUGUUUGGAGGCGUAGCAAGGGUGACAAUUAAAAAUUACGGUGCAGAAAGUUUAGCAGACAAUGAGCUAGCACUGGUUGAUCGCGUGUAUUGUGGGUGUGACUAAAGUUUGCCGCUUCAGCCAAGAGUAUAAUUAGUGGUCACAGUUUGUACGCGAACACCGUGCGGAGUGUGCCGUUAAUAAUUAAGGAAGCGCUACUUUCGAUCUUCAAAAAGUUCAUCAUUUGUGAAAGUUGGGUGCAUCGGUCCUAUUAAUGGCAAGCACGACGACAGUGGUUGUUCAUCAGCCCGUAGCUGUGGGGAACAGGAAUGGCCAAUGGAGCAGCGGACAGUGCGGUGUGUGUGACGAUAUGACCGUCUGCACGUUGGGUUUUUUCUGCCCAAUGUUUUUGGGAUGUUACUUGGCCGACAGAUAUGGAGAGAACUGCUGUGUGGCCAUGCUGCCUGGAGGCAUGGUGGCAUUGAGAACACACAUGCGGCUUUCAUACGGUAUCCAGGGAUCGAUCUGUGAAGAUGCUAUGCUCAUUUCAUGUUGUCCGGUGUGUGAAUAUUGUCGAAUGGCUCGAGAGAUGCGUAUACGCCAGAGAUAACACGAAGGCCU